This is a messenger RNA of Xylaria bambusicola, 2622 nucleotides long. RefSeq lists its product as uncharacterized. Bases 156 to 2291 code for a protein of 711 amino acids. Gene Ontology annotation, molecular function: DNA-binding transcription factor activity, RNA polymerase II-specific; transcription cis-regulatory region binding. Gene Ontology annotation, biological process: regulation of DNA-templated transcription. The record is from RefSeq and is a predicted model, not a curated record. The transcript is spliced from 10 exons. NCBI's taxonomy places the organism in Eukaryota, Fungi, Ascomycota, Sordariomycetes, Xylariales, Xylariaceae. Gene Ontology annotation, cellular component: nucleus.
UUCUCAAUAUUCCAACUUCGUAAUUUGGGGUUGACGUGGACGCAAAUUUGAUACAACAUGACAUUAGUCUGGAGUUGAAAUACAUGAUUAUGCGUGAAGAACCGACCGUGGCCGAUUUUCGCAGACCCUACAGGAUUUGAACCUCCGACCCAGCCAUGAUGGCAGCCCAAGUACCAACCUCGGCAUUGGCAUCGGCACCAGCAUCGAGGGCGGAAGCGCCAACUCGUACAUCUGCCCCCUACGGCCAAGCUUGCAUCAAUUGCGUUAAGGCAAAAUGCAAAUGCAUCCUUAUCCAUCGCGACGGGCCCGGCCCCGGCUCCGGCUCCGGCUCCAGCUCAGGACCUGAGAAUCGUACAUCUGUAGAGUCUUCAAUGAGUGCUAUCUGCGAAAGAUGUGCUCGUCUGGGUCGAGAAUGUAAACCAUCGAACAGCGUCAGGAAACGGGGGGUUGCCGGUUCCAGGCGUGUGGAUCGCGGCUCCUCCUCGCCUGGAGUGUCCAAGAGCACGUCUGCUGCGAUUAGAGCUGCUAGCCUCGAGCAAAAAAUCGAAGAUCUCGUUGCGGCACUCAAGGCUCAGACUAGCUCUACGACCGCAAGGGCGGAUCCUGGUUCUAGCACGUCCUCAGUGCCCGACUGGCGUUCGAGCAAUGCCAUCACCAGGACUAUUGCCACCGGCCCAACCGUCGUCACUCCCGCGUCUACGGUCGAAUCAGUACCCAGUCCGUUAUCUGCACCAGUUUGUGGACCGGCCCCAGGAGAUUCCAUCUCGCCACUCCAGGCCGAAGAGACGCUCGCCUUUUUUCGCCAACAUUACCUUAUGUUUUUCCCUUUUAUCUACUUACCGUCUGAUAUGACUGCUGAAAGGUUACAGCGUGAUCGGCCAUAUCUUUUCCUCAAUAUCCGCGCCUUAUGUUCCAGGUCGCCUAUCGAACAGGCAGCUCUCAAUCAUCGAAGUAGAGAAGAGCUUGCGCGUAGAGUUCUUGUUGAUCUUGAUCCUAACAUCGACACGCUAUUAGGCACUGUCUGUUACCUUGGAUGGAUCAUGCACUUGUGUUUCAAGCCAGGCACAGUCACUACAAUUGGUAUGGCUACGACGCUCGUUACCGUUCUUCGUCUUGAUAGGCCAACACAUGAAGAAGACCCUCGCAUGACGCAUUGUUUUAAAACGGUCGGUUUUGCCAAGAUUAAUUAUUCCACUGUUCGAACAAUGGAGGAAAGGAGGAUCACAUUAGCCUGCUAUGUCGGCUGCAUAAGUUGCGCUUCCUUUAUGAAAUGCCCGGCAAUGCGUUGGACACCGCAUAUGGAAGAUAGUCUCAAGAUUCUGGCUGCCAAUCCUGAAUGGGAGGGUGACAAAGUCCUCGUUUUGAUGGUUCGUAUAUGGAGACUAGCAGAAAAUAUCUUUCAACUCCAGGCAGAAUGGGUCUCGGAUUGCGAUAAACACGGCAAUUCGAAAACACCGGUCACUAUCUAUAUAAAAUACUUUCACCAAUGUCUUCAGACGAUUAAGGAUGAGCUACCGGCGUCGCUGAAGGAUAAUCGGCUUGCAACAACACUGAUCAUGCAGGCCGAGAUGCUCAUUGCAGAGAUAUCGCUAUCUAGUCGAAGUCAUUGGGAAGCGCACACGGACACGAGAACACGGCCACCCGACGUGUCUCGUCCUAUCGACAUUGGCCACGUCGAGGCGAAUUUCGUAGCACUGCAAGCAAGCAAAGCAUCCUUUGAGCAAUUCCUCACCUUUGAACUCUCUGAUUUUGUGGGAUUUUCCUUUCCUGUUUUGCUCAACCUGUACCGCGCCGCAGGUGUUCUGUACCGGCUGCGCAUGAUGGACGAGCCCGGAUGGGACGGCUGCGCUGUUACAAACAGCGUCGAGCUGCUACCAGCAUUAGAUCAACUCGCCGAACGCUACAGCGAGUUGCUGAGAGUCUACGGCUUCUUGGCCGAGACGGAUGGGGAGGGCAACGAGUGCCUUUCUUUCUUUUCUAAGAGCAUGAGGACGCUUAGUAGCACGUCGGCGAUGUGGCGAGCGCAUUUUGCACAGGCGGAUGCAUUGGCAAAGGUCAACACGGACACGUCUGCCGGUAGCGCCGAUACAGGCACCCUCGAGACUGAGUCCAAGGUCCCGCCGGCUUCGGUCGGCGUCGGCUUGAGCCCGAAUGUUAUGAGUAGGGUGACUUAUCCGGCAAUGCCUAAUUUCAUGUUGCCAGAGGUGUUUCCAAUGGAUUUUUCUAUGGAUGACGCCUGGUGUAAUGAAAUCAUGUCUUCCUGGGAGCCAGGUCUACUCAGACCCUACUGACCUUUAUCUAUGCACUUGACAUCUCGAACAGGUGAUCAUAGCAUCACGGCGCAGGGCUAGGGAAGUUUCCAUUCAUGCAGUGUAGCAUUCAUGCAUGACUGUAUUUGUAUAAUAUUGUAUAUUCUGUUAGUGAUACAAUGAUGGUUAUCCAGUAUGAUAAGUGCGCGAAGUACGACGGAUAUAGGGCAAGAACGGACAUAAAAUGAUUAGAACGGGCAACAUUUUACUCCGCCUGAUUCUCACUAGAUACUAUAAAGCAUGGGAGAUGGCUGACCUUCAUAGCGUCAGACACCUAUGAAUCAUAAAUAAGCUUACUCGGGCUUGCCUACCU